GCACCGCGUGUCCCCGUCGAGUGGACAGUCUUUACUCAGUCGCUGGCCAAGUCGGUUCGGAACUUGUCCCCAGAUAGUCCGAGAUUCGUGACCUCCGCUUCCCGCGACCUUAAGUCCCCUGGCCAGCAACGCGUAUCAAGGCGUGCCAACGCAUAUCAGCGCGUGCAGACAGUUGGAUUCCCCAAUUUCGAAUCAACGUCUUCAUUCCCGUUCCGGCAAAUUGUGUCGAAGCUCCCCUUUCGAUUAACACGAUCCCAGAUUCCAGUUGGACAGCUCGACUUUAAUCAGCAGAGGGGCCGGCUACCGGAAGACCCAGGGAAAGAUGCCGAGCAGCAAGACCAGAAUCGCCGUGGUAGGUGGAGGAGUCGCAGGUUUGGUGGUCGCCCGCCAUGUUGCUUCCCGACCGGAAACGUACAGCCUGACUCUGUUUGAACAAUCCGACCAAGUUGGAGGUACCUGGGUGUACACCGAUCGCGCAGACACCGAUAAACACGGGCUUCCGGUGCACAGCAGCAUGUACAAGAACCUCAGGACGAAUCUGCCGAAGGAGGUGAUGCAGAUCCCGGAUUAUCCGUUCAAGGAGCUGGAGGGACCGUCCUUCGUACACCACAGCGUGAUCCGCGAGUACUUGUUCGGAUACGCCAAGCACUUUAACCUGUAUCCACAUAUAAAGCUCAAUACUCUGGUGAAACACGUGGAGCCCGAGGUCCUGAAGAACGGGCAGGUGUUGUGGAUGGUCACCUACGUGGACCUGGAGGCCAAGCUGAAGACCACGAAGACCUUCGACGUGGUCAUCCUCUGCAACGGGCAUUACACCGUGGGGCACGUGCCGCGUAUCAGGGGGAUCGACAGCUUCCCCGGAAGCUGCAUCCACAGCCAUCAGUACCGGAUACCGGAGAUCUACUCCGGGAAGAAGGUCUGCAUCCUUGGAGCCUCCUGGUCCGGCAUCGACAUCGCCAUCGAGGUGUCCAAUUUCGCGGAUAAGGUAUACUUGAGCCACAACUUGCCGACUCCCGUGGACGCGAAGAUGAUGAAGAACGUGGAACAGCGACCUGGGGUGGAGUCGGUGCGAGGGAAGACCUUCAUCUUCAAGGACGGCUCCUCGGCGGAGAUCGACGCCUUCAUAUACUGUACGGGAUACAAGUUCACGUAUCCUUUCCUCUCGGAUAAGGUUGAGCUCAGCACGGAGGACAACCACGUGGAGCCGAUCUACAAGCACCUGUUGCACACCGACAUGCCGAAUCUGUUCUUCAUGGGCUUGCCCGGGAUCGUGAUCCCGUUCCCGAUGUUCCACAUCCAGUCGCACUACAUCCUGGGGAUCCUGGAGGGCCGUAUAAAAUUACCCUCCUCGAAGGAGAUGCGAGAAGACAUGGAGCGAGAAAAGGCAGCUCUUCUGGAGCAGGGGAUCCCUCUGAGACACAUCAACAAGAUGAAGGAGAGGCAGUGGGCUUACUACGACGAGAUCGCCGCCGCAGCCAAUAUACCCAGCUUCCCUCCUGUCGUGAAGAAGAUCUACGACCACACCAACCAGAUGCGAGAGCUCGACCUGACGACCUACAAGAACUACCAAUACCGCAUCGUCGAUAACGAGAACUUCACCGUGUGUUGUUGUAAACCCUGUUAGGGUUUAAAAGGGAGGCCUAAAAUGAAUCAACUUAUCACAUCUGACAUAAAACUCAAGUCGUUUCGUCCUCGACGAGCGUGUCGCACGAUAAGAGCGCACGCUCCAACUAAAGACUACACCUUAUCACAUAGAAACGCCAUCUUGUUAGCGACUAGAUCACCGGAAAAAGAAGGGUGUAGAUUUAGUUGGGGCAUCUGUCUACCUCGCCGAGUGCGGGGUAUUCAAGAAUCUCCCUAGGCGAUAGGUCAAAUCCGCGGUAACAGGAAAAACCAGCAACGCAUUCUGACCGUUUUUCGCGACCACGAUUCGUUGAAGAAUCUGGUGUUAUCGCGAGUAGCGUCGAUCGAGACGCUAUUACAAUAUAGUUGGUUAAUCGAUAUCAGUGCCGUUGCACUGGGUAACCAAAAGAGAAGCGUUAAACGGCGUCGUUUAUAUUUUUACCGAGGAUAUCUCGUAGCCUUCGAGACUCUCGGUAUGCGAAUGGCUGCUAGUAUUUCAGGAAUUACUUAAGGUGAUAUGAAAGAUAUAUACGUGAAAAUAUAAAACUUUUCUUCAAACUGGGUGCACCGAAUUAU
Molecule: messenger RNA, 2199 nt
Organism: Orussus abietinus
Lineage: Eukaryota; Metazoa; Arthropoda; Insecta; Hymenoptera; Orussidae
Product: flavin-containing monooxygenase FMO GS-OX-like 4
Exons: 7
Coding region: 323-1624 (433 amino acids)
Molecular function (GO): N,N-dimethylaniline monooxygenase activity; NADP binding; flavin adenine dinucleotide binding
Source: RefSeq, a predicted model, not a curated record